Molecule: messenger RNA, 8733 nt
Organism: Porites lobata
Lineage: Eukaryota; Metazoa; Cnidaria; Anthozoa; Scleractinia; Poritidae
Source: the annotation of a GenBank genome assembly
AUGAUGCUCUGGAAAGCUGUCAGCCUGCUUACCUUGGUAUACAUAUUGUCAAGUAAGUACUAUAUUUGCUUCAGAAUUUCGUAGAAAAAAAAGUAGGUGUUAAAAAGAUUUUCAGCAUUACAUACAGCUUUAAACUAGCUUUGAAAAAGAGUUUGCUCCUCUGAUCUGUGAUCAAAUACCCUUGUUCAUUACACGAGCAAACGUUGUUCAAUUUCAGAGGAUGUUUUUGUUGUUGUUUUUUUUUCGCUGUGGCUAUAUGACCGGUAACCGGUCAAGGUUUUCAAAACACUAAAUGACCGGCAGUCCGGUAUUUUCAAUAAAUUUGACUAAGAAUCCCAACCAAUCCAAACUAUCACGAUAUGUCGAUUAAGAAAAGUCAAGCGAUCCUGAAAUGCUUUAUAGAUCUCAAGUCUAGCCUUUGGUUUACGCUGGGCUCAGAAAACGAAACCAUGUUUUGUGACACUUGGCACUUUUUUCAGGUUGACUGCCGGUCAAGGUUUUGAAAACACUAAACGACCGGCGUCCUAUAUUCUUUAUAAAUUUGACAAAUCGACAAAAUCCAUCUAAUCUUAACUAUCAAAUGUCGAUUAACAAAACUCAAGCGAUCCUGAAACACUUUAUAUAUCUGAAGUUUAGCGUUUGGUUUACGCGGUGCUCAGAAAACGAAACCAUGUUUUGUGACACUUAGAACUUUUUUCAGGUCGACUGCCGGUCAAGUUUUUUAAAACACUAAAUGACCGGCAGUCUACCCUGCUAGCAGAGUCGCUUCCAACUUUCCUAGAUAAGUCGAGAAAGAUGAAAGAGGAAAGCGGAAAGAGGAAGGAGGAAAGAGGAAAAAGGAAAAAGGAAAAAGGAAAAAGGAAAGAGGAAAGAGGAAAGAGGAAGCUGAGAAAAGCUCCAAGUGUCAUUAAACAUGAUUUCGUUUUCUGAGCCCAGCGUAAAUCAAACGCUAGACUUGAGAUCUGUAAAGCAUUUCAGGAUCGCUUGACUUUUCUUAAUCGACAUAUGAUAGUUUGGAUUGGUAGGGAUUCUUAGAUAAGAUUCUUAAAUAAGUCGAUAAGCAGAUAAGUCGAAUUUAUUUAUUUCUUAGAUAAGUCGAAUUUGGUGAAAAUACCAGACUGCCGGUCAUAUAGCCACAGCGUUUCAAAAUACUAAAUGACCGGCAGUCCUGUCUUUUCAGUAAAUUUCACAAAUCGAAAAAAUCUAGCUUAACCAAACUAUCAUAUGUCCAGUAAGAAAUUAAAAGUCAAGCGAUCCCGAAAUGCUUUAUAGAUCUCAAGAAUAACGUUUGGUUCACGCUGGGCUCAGAAGACAAAACUAUGGUUCGUGACACUCAGAACUUUUUUCAGCUCGACUGCCGGUCAAGGUUUUCAAACUGGCUCUAAAUGACCGGCAGUCCUAUAUUCUCCAUAAAUUUCUCAAAUCGAAAUAAUCCAGCUAAACCAAACUAUCAUAUGUCGAUUAAGAAAAGUACAGCGAAAUGUACUGAAUAUAGGACUGCCGGCCAUUUAGUGUUUUGAAAACCUUGACCGGCAGUCGAGCUGAAAAAAGUUCUAAGUGUCACAAAACAUGGUUUCGUCUUCUGACUCUUCUGAGCCCAGCGCAAACCAAACUCGCUUGACUUUUCUAAAUCGACAUAUGAUAGUUUAGAUUAGCUAGAAUCUUUCGAUUUUGUGAAAUUCACCAAGAAUAUGGGACUGCCGGUCAUUUAGCAUUUUUAACACCUUGACCUUUUUUUCAAUACAAUGUUGGUUAUUCGACGGUAGAACGAGUAAGAUUUCUGAUACAAAAACAAUGAGUCCGCAAAUACCGUACAAAUCACUUUCCAUGUGGUAUUGUGUUUAUUAUAUACAUACUGAGACAUUCAUCAUUUUGGCGGCCUUUUUAUUUUAAAUCUUUCAAAAAUGCUAAAAUUUGCCGCUACACACUUACCGCAAAAUGACAACGAAAACGAAGUAUCCGCUUUUUAGUAAAAACGUUUGUUAAAAACACAAAUGACGGUAAGGAUAUGAGGUAAUCCAAGAACUAUAUGUAAUCUUAACUGUUUGUUCUCAACGCACAAUUUAAAAUGAGAGAAUUUAAGUAAAAUGGCCGGUAAAAGUAGCUCCGACAAAAAGCACAACAAAAGCUUACGUCUCGUUCUGUUUAUCCCUUUCCGUUGUUGUUUCGCCGGCUCUCUACCGUUUUCUUUAUCGACAGUGAAACAAACGAAACUAUUCCACUCCAUUUCCGAAAUGUUUCCAGGGGCACCCAAUGGAUCUGUUCCUCAAAAUAUCUGUUCUUCAUGCAAAUUUUUGCUGGCUGGGAGAUGUGGAAGAAAUAAUAGCGGAGCUCCUCGCGCGCGCGAAGCGCGCGCAGAGCGGAGCGCCAUGGGUAAGAAAAUUUGGUAAACUAUCCAUCUGAGAAAAUUUGGUUAUGACAUAGCGCUCUUUGUUGACAAAUGCACCGCUUGUCAAAGUCAUUGGAAAUCCGAUUUCGGAUGGCAUCGUUUUCAAAAAUGAGCCUACUCACUUGCCCUUGCUUGAGGCGUAAGAGGAUUGAAAAUUCUGGAACACUUGAUGACCUUCAGAAGCAGCAUCUCGACUGGUAAGCCUGAGAAAUUGUUGUCUUUGAUGUGUUUUUUUUUUUCGGUUUCCUGAAGUCGAGCGUAUGGUUUAUGCGGCUUAAGUUUAUAUACGAGCAAUGAUCUAACCUACAAUAGUAUCAGGUUUAAAAAGCCUUUAGACAUUUUUUGACCUCAAAUUCAAAGAAAAUGUUCCGAAGAUUAUUUACUUAUGAUUUUGACUGUAAAAAGAAAGCCCUGAGCGAUUUUCUUGCCUCGAGUUCAUCUUGAAAAAGAGCAAACACCGAGAAGCCGGCUUAAAACAUAAAUAAGCUUAUGCUUACCUGACUCAUGAUUUUCAAAGACACUUUACUCUCAAUACUUCUCUUCGUGAAUGAAAAUUAUUGUCUCUGUACGUGUUUCACCGAAUUAUAUAUAUUUUAUUGAUUGUUAGUAGUCCCUCUCGCAAUUUUUAUCGCUGCACCGGUUGUAUCCAGUCGAACAUAAACAUCUCAUGCAGGAAUACUCAAAACGUCGCGCGUAAAUAUCACUCGCUUUUAAAGAUUACACAUAACAAAACCGUCCGCAGUUUAAUAAAUAAAGGGAAAUAAAACCUAAACAUACAAUUUGUCUAUCAUGUUGAAGCGUAAAUGGUAACUCUAUUAAUCGCACUGCAAAUUUAGUGCCUGUCAAAAGUGAGCCACGUCCGGCUGGCCGAAAAGUGAUUUUGGGAAUUUUUUUAUCGUUUUCAUUAAAAGCCCAUUUUACCCUGCAUAUCACAUAGGACCAGAUUUUUCUAACUGAAAGUCCUGGAAUUAGAGAAUUCUCUUCAUGAAAACGUUUUAUAAUUCAAUGCUAUAAUUUGUUGUGCAAAGGAAGCGCGUGCUUUGAUCGUCGUAAAUAUUGAAUGAGUGCAAAUUCUCUUGCAAAAUUGUGAAAAACUGCAGAAUUAUAGGUUUAAAUAGGGCAAAAAAGAACAAAUUCUGUCCGAGGUCUGUAUGAUAAAAACAAGGGCCUCAUAGUACUGUUUACCUGAGACGUGAUGAGAAAAAGUAUGUUUAAAAGGCUGGUUUGCACUCCACCAGAUUCGUCGCCAAGAUUUACUAGUAAACUAAACUUGUCGAACACAAAAAAUCCGGUCUGAGUUUUUAGUUUGGCCUCUCUUUUAGACAGAGGAAUGCAACGUGUAAAUUGGCUGCCACCAAGGACUAUCGUGGCGCCUGUGUUUCUUAAAAUUAUAUUUCGGGGUUGUCCAAUUAUCCAUAGUCUCUCAAACGGAGCAAUGUUGGAGAGAGUGGUGAAUGCCACAUUAUGAUUCAACAGCUAAUGCAAAUACAAUACACGAAUAGGUAGGUCUAUUUGUUUUCCAGGCCUAAUCUACUGUGAUCGAACAUGAUUGCUAUUUUUGGGUGUACAAAUAAGAUUAUUUAAUAACUCGAUGUAAAAGCUGUUUCACUCUUGGACUGUCAAAUUAUUUUUCUCUAAAAUCACUUAGCCUUUGCCUCAAACGUCAAAUGAAUGUGCCCUGAUCUGCGGAUUACAAGUUUAUUGUUUGAUUUAAAUUAUGAAUUUAUUAACGGGAGCUUCGCUUUUAGCCCCGGCUAAAUCUAUAUAUUAGUCCUUGGAAGGAAAGUGUUGCUGGGAAAAAGAUAAUUCAGGGUGUCAGAGGGGAUUUGAAGUCUAGAAUAGCUGCUACGGGUUACUUGUAUGGGUUGCUUACCACUCAAGAUCUGAAUUGUGCCCUAUGAAACUUCCCAGUAAGUCAGGUUGCAGGUUGUAAGGUUGCUGGCUGGGAACUCUUCCAUCAGUCUUGCUGGGAGUGAGGAACAGAUAAUUUUUUCCAGCAAUCUCCCAAAAUGCUUAAAAUAGUCUCAGAAAACUUUAUUCACGCUUUGUUGUUGUUUUUAGGUCGUUUUCUCAAAAUUUCCCGUUGGGUGCCCCUGUGUUUCUCACUUUUUUAGCGCGAAAAACUCUCUGAGUAAAACUUUUCUCGUUGAAUGUGUGCGAAGCGGCGGUGCAAGCUGCAAUAAAAGGCGGGAAUUUUGGCGCGAAACUCACACACCUCUGUGGCUUCUGAUUGGACGUAUCAUUUUUCUCACACGUGAAAAAACUUCGUUCGCGAUUCUGAUUGGACGUAUCAUUUUUUUUCACGUGUGAAAACCAUCGUUCGCUCCUCUGAUUGACUAGAACUAAUUUGCGUACGAAAAUUUACGACAUAGCUUUUUGGUGAGUAUUUCUCAGUAUGUAUUUAAUAAAUAACAAUUAUUCACCGAAGUGGAGGUGGCUAGUAUUGGAUAUUUAACGAGCCCGCGAAGCGGCGAGGUAAAUAUAUCCACUACUAGCCACCGACACUGAGGUGAAUAAUUGUUUUAGUAUAUACUAAGGCCCCGUCCACACGUAUCCGGAGAUUUUUGUAUCCGCAAAAUUUUUUAUGCGGAUACACCUAGCGUCCACACGUGUCCGCCGUAUACGCUCGGUGUAUCGGGAGAUUUCUGUAUACGCUCUCCAGAGUGGAAAUUUCUGUAUACGCUGUGUAUCCGGAUACGUGUGGACGCUCGUAUCCGUAUAUUUUUGUAUACGCUGGCGCCAAAAUUAUCGCAGGCUCAGCUUUCUUUGUAAUGCGCAUGCUCUGUUGACUAAUCCUUUGAGAUGUCCGGAUACGAAUCGGAUACGUGUGGACGGUUGUAUACGAUUCGUAUACGCUACGUGUGGACGCAGAUAUUUUUGUAUCCGCAUAAAAAAAUUUGCGGAUACAAAAAUCUCCGGAUACGUGUGGACGGGGCCUAAAACAGUGAGAUAAUUGAGCGCAAAAUGAUGAUUUUUAACUCAUUUACUGUUGCCAACGGUUAUAAUUUUGGCGCGCGAUGACCCAACGGCCGCGGUCGUCGCUUUUUCUUAGCGACAAAUAAAACUUUUGAAGGCGUUUGUUUAGCUCUUGCGGGGAAGUUUCUUCAAAAGGAGUUGCGAAUUACUAAAUAAAGUAACGCAAUACUUAAGCUCAAUUUGCAUUUGUAAACAAAAAAACUUUUCACCGGUUUUAUCGAUAACUAUUCAAGUCAAAAAGACAAAGCUUCACCUGUUAAAACUUCCAAACCGAACUUCGUCAUCUUCUUCAUGUAUUUCGGAAAUAGCUUGCUUGAUUAGUUGAGAAAUUUCUUAGUUUGUUACGGCAGCAAACCGGGAAAGCAUUUUGCUCGCAACCUACGCGAGUUUGGCGUCGCUCGCUCGGAGGAACUGGAGGUGAAUCAGUGAAUAGUGCAGGAUAUUCACUGAUUGAGUAGCCAAUCAGAGCGCCCGAAAAACACUAUGAACUGUUUUAGUAUAUACUAAAGUGAUAUAUACCAUGAUGGCUAAGCCAAUCAGGGCUCUAGAAUUGCAUUAUCCAAUGAUUCAGUUUUUAAUAAAUAAAUAUAUAUGUUGCAGUUAAUUUUUAUUUUAGUUAAUUUUUGUUUUUCCUUUGUUUUAAAUUCAUUAGAAUACAUUACAAUAUAUUACCCUCGCGUCUUCUUCGCGUCCUCUGUCUCCUCUUGGACCCUCCUCCAAUAAUUGUUUUAUUAUUCAUUCAAAAUAAUUCCUAGUUUAAAAACAUGGCUAAAACAUGCUUACCUCCAUCGAUCCGUCGAUGUUAAGUUCAUCUUCAGUAGUGCACGUUUAGGGUUGUUCAGCUCCGCAAAUAUUCCUCCAAAUAGCAGAUGUCGCCCUUCGAGUUGUCUUCUUGCUGUUCUUACCAUGUGACGUGUCCGAGUGUCCGCCAUUUUAGUUUUCACAACGAAAACAACUCAGCUUCGUCCCCAGGUCUUCUCGGUUAACGGUGCCUUAACCUGUAGAGGACUACAUUUUGACGUCAUUUCCUCGUUAAACACAAACUUCUACCAAAUUUGGUCAUCAGUAACUGGUUAUGAUGAAUUAUGCGUGUGCAUUUAGCCAAUCAGAAUUGGGGAAAUAUUUUGAAUGAAUGAUAAAUGAAAAUUAAUUCAUUAAAAUUUGAACCAUGUUCUUAUUUUCUAAAAUCGAUAAAAGAUAAUUCUGUACACUUGGGUAAAUAACAUAAGUCAACAUUUAGAAUCCUCUUUGGAGACAUAGGUGCCUUAUCACACACUCCAACUGCAAUGCUAAUUUAGUAUGCAGAUUUUGUACAAGGAAUAAGCCGAAUACCACUAAAUACUAGCUCCUAGCUACAAUUAUUUUUUUCUUCAGAAAAUAAACUUUUUAAGAACCUACCCUAAAUACCUUACAUUUGUGACUGUGCUAAUUAUUAUUUUAUCUAAGUACCUGUUCGGCUAUCUUGGGAAAAUGCCGGGUCUUAAAACGCAGGCUUUUACUGUAUUCAUCAUUUUAUUGCUUGGAAAUCUUGUAAUCCUAGAAUGCGAAGCUUGCAACGAGACUCACGUGGGUGCAGACAGUGGUGUCCUUCAGUCUCCGAAUUUCCCUCACAAUUACCCGAAUGAAGCCUACUGUUCCUGGAAUAUCAGAGUCAACCAAUCACAGCACGUGUUUUUGAUGUUCUCAUCAAGUUUCAGUUUACAGGCUGAAAACAACACAGAUGUCAUUCGUGUGUACGAUGGAGGGAAUACCACAGGGGAGGUGUUGGGAGUGUUUUACGGAGGACACCCGCCCCCUCAGGGUGGACUCUAUUCUUCAGCAAACCAAAUGUUUGUGGUUUUUAAAACGGACAACAACAAAUCUUUCUCCGGUUUCCGAGCUUCCUAUCACGCCUUAACGUGUUCCGGUAAGGAUGUUUCAGAACAACUGGCCUUCUUCUAGGCACAAUGUAGUUUUCAAUUCAAAUUUUCAAAGGCAAUAGGCCACUUCCGAGUUCCGAAAACCCUCACUUUCAAAAUGAAGCCAAUUGCACAGCCACUCUUCUGAAACUGAGUUUUAUUUGCAUGAGAAUGAGAAAUCAUCUCCAUAUCAAUGGCUGAGCACUAGUCGUUUUGAUACAGAGGCCCAGGGGAACUCGGAUAUGGGCUACCUUGUAUUGCCAUCAACCUCGAGGACAGGCAGAGGGAGCAAUUUUUUUACGUAACUUCGCUCGGUAGCUUCAAGCCUUGACGAAGACUGGCGAAUGAAGGCGUUGUUUAAACUUCACUUUUAAACAAAUUUUUAAAUCGAUGUAGAUUACAAACACCACUUAUCAACCGCGAUUGACGUCCGAGAUUACAGGGAAAUCUCAGACCGAGGCCUUGAUGUAAUAGGGAGCUUAUAAGCAACAAGGACGGUGACGGCUACGAAGACGUCACUUAAAAAAUGAAUUCGCGCUGCCUCAACUUUAUCACGCUAUCACGCUUAUUCUCUCUCGUUUAAUUCGUGAAAUGUUGGCAGAUUUUUUUGGAGUUAACUUCUAAAGGACUGUAGCAAAGUUCAGGAAAGAAAAAGAAACUUGUUGUUGUGUGUUCCCGUCCUCGACGAAACUGCGUGCAACGACAGCAAAGAAAUGGACAAUAAAGCGUGAUUCACGUGCAACGUUGUUGUUUUGCUAAUAUAAACCUUUUGCAUUUUUGCCGUUCUCGUUGCCGUCGCCGUCUUCGUUGCUUAAGCUCCCUAUUUAUACAGCGAGGCCUCGGUCUGAGAUUUCCCUGUAAUGACCAAACGGACGAGGUUAAUAAGUUCUUUAUUAUAUGGCCUUUUUACCCUCUUUUUCUUUAUAGUUGACCUCCAACACAGGGGAAAAAACACUUAUUCAAUAACUUUAAGUGAUAGCAGCCUAACACUGUCGGCCCUUGCCAUAGGGUACUUUGAGGUCUUGUCUAAAUGGGCGACGAAAUUCCACUACCUCUUGACUAUUUUCUAUUGUUUGUUUCCUUGUUUGACAUAUAUUUUGCUUGAAAUAUAUAGAUCCUCUUGGAAUGGAAAGCGGGGCCAUUUCUGAUGCUCAAAUAAGUGCAUCUUCGCAUUAUACCAAGAACUGGCGACGAGACUAUUCUGCAAAAAAGGCAAGGCUAAAUUCGAGACAGUCGUGGAGGAAUAGAGGAUGCUGGGCAGCUGCUAAAAAUGAUCGUCACCAGUGGCUUCAAGUGGACCUUGGUGGUUACACCAAAGUAACACGUGUCGCGACUCAGGGAAGUGGAUACGGACUCUCAGAAUGGGUGACAAAGUUUAAGAUCCGGUACAGUUCUGACGGAGUCAUAUGGCAAUUUUACAAAGAAUCUAAUAAUUCGAAUGCUUCAGCAAAGGUACGCUGGACUUGCUAA